Messenger RNA from Metarhizium album ARSEF 1941, 1323 nucleotides. RefSeq lists its product as uncharacterized. NCBI's taxonomy places the organism in Eukaryota, Fungi, Ascomycota, Sordariomycetes, Hypocreales, Clavicipitaceae. Gene Ontology annotation, molecular function: oxidoreductase activity. Bases 1 to 1323 code for a protein of 440 amino acids. The record is from RefSeq and is a predicted model, not a curated record. The transcript is spliced from 3 exons.
AUGGAGUCCACCUCGUCGCGAAUUUCAAAAAGCGCUUCCGUCUCGUCUUGGAUUGGACAUGGCGGCACGCCAGGAGCCGGCAUAGACGGGCUCUCGAGUCUUGGCCGACUGGUAGACGGCCCAUUGCUGGUUUACAUUACUCUGGCCUUGGCAUACCCUGUCUUAUGCGCUCUCCUUCGUUUCCAGAGGCUCAAGGCUAUGCGAGAGAAGGUCGGACUCACGGAUCGCGAGUCCAUGUCCAAGAUGGAAACAGCUCAAGCCCAAUAUAUUAUCCAGCAACUGGUGGAAUGGGAAUUUCCGUUUGUUUUUGAAAAGUCGCUUCAGUUUGCUCUAUUCAAGACCUAUGGGAUCCCAACCAUAUCCACCCUACUUGUUGCCACACGAGUAUUCAGCUCGCCCGAGACCGCUAGCAAGCGAUAUGAGGACACGGCCGUCCUCAUCGGAGAGUUCAUGACCCAUCGUCCCGACGAGGAACGAACGCGCCAAGCAAUAGGACGAAUGAACUCCCUGCACAGUCCGUACAUCCAGGCUGGCAAGAUCUCCAACCAAGAUCUCCUCUACACACUCAGUGUCUUUGUGACAGAACCCAUCAGCUGGAUUAACCGCUACGAGUGGCGCCAGCUCACGGAUGUGGAGAUGUGCGCCCUGGGCACUUUUUGGAAAUCGAUAGGAAACGCCAUGAACAUCCAAUACGCCUGUCACCUGAGACGAGAUUCCUGGCGGGAUGGUAUCGAGUUUUGCGAAGACAUCACCGAGUGGGCUUCACAAUACGAGUCGCAACACAUGGUACCUGCUGCGGCGAGCAAACGAACCGCCACCGAGCUCUUUUCGCUGCUACUAUACCACGUCCCCGACCUCUGCAAGCCGUUUGCCCUGCAGCUGAUCGGUGUGCUCAUGGGUGAUUGUCUCAGGAAAGCAAUGAUGCACCCAGCCCCAUCGCCUGCCGCUUUCAUCAUUGUCAACGGUGGCUUUUCCUUGCGUCGCUUCGUCCUGCGCCAUCUGGCACUUCCACGGCUUGCCCCUCGGCGCUCGUUCUCGGAGAAGGACCCCAAGUCUGGACGUUACCAUCGCCUCCAAUACCUGGUGCAUCCGUACUACGUAGAGCCCACAGUCCGCAGCAGGUGGGGAGUGUCGGCGUGGCUGAUCUGGGCUCUUGGAGGGAUUUUGCCGGGCGGAAAAGGGGGUGCCCGGUAUGUCCCCCAAGGCUACCUGCUUUCUGACAUUGGCCCGGAUAAGCAGACGCCCUUUGGUCAAGACGAACUACGAGCUUGGGAACGCAAAGUCGAGGAGUCUAUGCCUCUCGGGUGCCCUUUCGCCAUCUGA